GCUCCAUUGUCAUUGAAAUGACAUGAGAUAAUGCUAUAUUUAAGGCUGCCAAGUGGGCAGAUUACCCUUGAAAACAUUCUUGUGGGGGACAGUCAUUCUUGAUGCCACCAGGCAGGAGGGAAGGCAUCUCUCCUUUGUCCUUUAUCUGUUUUUAGGACUGGCAUGUUCACCAAUGUGAUGGCACUUUUCUGUAUGUAGGGUGGACAUUUACCACACAAGUGUCUAGAGGACUGGUAAAAGAAAGUUGGAAAGAUUCCUCUGAAACUCCCAGAAUGGAAACCCGAACCUUGUUCCACCAUAGGGAGGAGGAGCAAAAGGAGGAAAGGCACCAAGAUUUGCAAAUGACGUCUACCACAAGGAAGACCAAGUUCAGGACCAGUGAGAAGGAAGAGGGGUUCACUCUUUCCGAUCUGUCCAUUGCGUCUGCUCUUACUCUGGUGUCAGAAAUGUCAUGGGAAUCCAAGAUAAGGCAGGAGGCUGCCAUUUUGGAGGUGGAGAAGAGGGGCCAGAAGAGGGUCCGGUUUGGGAAUGAGAUGGAAAAGCUGGAGAAAGAUGUCAUUCAACACUGCCGGUUCUUGCGGGUGAGGGCUGACAAGAAGGCCCUUCGGAGGAAGGCGGAAGCGAAGGCACAGCGUGAGAAAGAGGUCAUGGAGCUGCUGUCCUGCAGAGCGCCCAUGUUCUGGAUCCCUCUUCGAGCUCAUGCUGUCUGGGAACGAAUGAGCGUCAAACUGGAGUGUACAGUUCUGGCCUCUCCUCUUCCAGAAGUGACCUGGUAUAAAAAUGGAGUUCGUAUUGACCCCCGUCUAGCUCCUGCAGGGAAAUACAGAAUGAAGAGUGAGUUUGGAAUGCUCACACUGGACAUCAGCAGAUGCUCCUUGGACGAUUCUGCUGAAUACAGCGUGGUUGUGAAAAAUCCAUAUGGUGAGGCCUACUCCUUUGCGACAGUACUCGUCAGGAAAUAUUAUGGGAAGAAAUCAGGAUUUGACUCAGAGAUAUAUAAAAGGACACUCAUGCGCCAAGAUGCUGACUUUGCCAGCACCUUGAAGCCUGUCUUCACCAGAGAGAAGGAACCCUUCACUCUCUUCUGUUCUUUCACUUCUGACUUGCAGGAGCAUCAACGAGACAUCCUUUGGUUCAGAGAUGGUGAGUUGCUAAAAGAUCACGAUCGCCAGCAAAUAAAAGGUGGAGACCGGGAUGCCUCUCUAACAGUAUCUUGUGCUUACAAAGAAGAUGAGGGAUUUUACAGUGUCCGCAUCCCAACGCAAGAUGGAUAUAGUGAGCAGAGAGCUUAUGUGUUUGUCCGGGAUGCUGCGGCGGCUACAGCCAGAGCUCCUGGAUCACCCCUCAAUGUACAGUGCCACAAUGUGAACAGAAACAGUCUCAUUCUUUCCUGGAUCACCCCCAGUCAUAAUGGCGGAAGCCCAGUCCUUGGCUAUUAUAUUGAGAGAUGUGAGAUGGGCACAGACGAAUGGGUGCCAUGCAAUGAAAAGCCCGUGAAAAUUUGCCGGUCCCCCGUUGUGGGCCUCACUGAAGGAAAGACUUACCAGUUUCGAGUGAAGGCUGUCAACCAUGCAGGCAUCAGUAACCCCUCAAAGAGCAGUGACCCAGUGACUAUGAUAGACCCCAACGAGAGCAAAAGAUUGAUGAAUAUCUCUUAUGAUGACGGGAUGAGAACAAUUACUGUUUCCAAAGACGAACUGGAGCCUGAAGUCAAAAUCCCUUUGCCACCCACCAAUGUUCAUGCCAGUGAGGUCAGGGAAGAUUAUGUCGUCCUCUUUUGGGAUGAGCCAGAUCCCAGAGGCAAGGAGCCCCUAAGUUACUAUAUAGAAAAGUCAAUAGCAGGCACUGACAGCUGGCAGAUGGCCAACUUGGACAUCCCAGUGAAUUCCACGACGUUUGCUCUCUUUGAUCUCGACAAAGGGAAGACAUACUGUUUCCGAGUGCGAUCUGUGAACAAGUAUGGUGUGAGUGAGCCUUCUGCGCCCAGCGACAACAUCUCAUUGGGGGAAAAAAUAGCUCCUCUGCCACCUCCAUCUCAGGUUCUGACCUUCCGAGACACCAGGACAUCCGUUGUCGUUCACUGGAGCAAGCCAAAGGAGGGCCAAGAGCAACCUCUUGGCUAUUACAUAUAUUCCCGGGAGGUUGGGACAGAGGAGUGGGAAACUGUGAAUAACAAACCCCUCCAGUGUCAUGAGUUCACUGUUCCAGGGCUCAAAACUGGCAAGGAGUAUGUCUUCUGUGUGAAAGCUGUCAACGAAGCAGGCGUGGGGGACAGCUCCCCAGAAUCCGAUGCCAUCGUGGUUAGGCAGGCCAUUUCCUGCCCAUCACCCCCACGUGGUUUUGCCCUGCUGAAUUGUGGGAAGGACAAUAUGACCAUUGGCUGGAAGCCUCCAAGAUGCAAAGGAGGCACAACGAUUCUGGGCUACUUUCUGGACCAGCAUGAUGUUUCGGAGAUUGACUGGCAUGAGGUCAACAUUAAGCCUAUCGCUCAGCGUGUUUACACGGUCACCAACCUGGACGAAGGGCAUUUCUAUGAGUUCCGCGGUUAUGCAAUGAAUGUGGUUGGAGUUGGGAAAGUCUCAGAACCCAGUGACCUUUUCAAAUGUGAGGAGUGGACUAUGCCAGAGCCAGGCCCUCCCUAUGAUGUGAGGUGUACGGAAGUGAGGGACACAUCUCUGAUGCUUCACUGGGAGCCUCCUUUGUAUACUGGAGCCGGCCCCGUCACUGGCUACUUUGUGGACAUGUGUGAGGAAGGAUCUGACACGUGGGAGCAACUGAAUAAGCAGCCGAUCUCCGACACCCAUAUGAAGCUGUCUGACCUGGAGACUGGAAAGUGCUACAUUUUCCGAGUGCGGGCACAGAACAAGGCUGGGGUUGGCCCACCCUCUCUCCCCUCAGAUCCUGUGGUUGUAAAAACCAAACCAGGCACCAAAGAAAUUGAAGUUGGGGUAGAUGAGGAAGGAUUCAUCUAUCUGGCCUUUGAAGCUCCUGAAGUAGUUGACACCUCAGAGUUUAUCUGGUCCAAGGAUUACGAAGGACCUCCAAAACCCGACAGGGUUGAAAUUGUCGACAAGGAUGAUAAAUCUAAGGUCCUCCUGAAGUAUGGUACUGAAAGAGAUCUGGGAACCUACUCAGUAGAAGUAACUGACACGGAUGAGGACAUUUCCGCCAGUCAUGUUUUGACUGAGGAAGAGUUAGACAAGCUGCGGAAGAUCAGCCAUGAGAUCCGGAACCCCUUGAUUGAGCUGAUAUCUGGAUGGAAUGUUGAGGUUCUGGAGAAAGGGGAAGUGCGGCUCUGGCUGGAGGUUGAGAAGCUCUCCCCAGAGGCGGAGUUGCACCUGAUCUUCAAUGGGAAGGAGCUUUCGAGCACUCCGGUGAGUUCUCUUUCAUUUGAGUUGGUCACAG
Messenger RNA from Gekko japonicus, 3405 nucleotides. RefSeq names its product myomesin-3-like. The annotation marks the transcript as partial. Gene Ontology annotation, molecular function: protein binding. NCBI's taxonomy places the organism in Eukaryota, Metazoa, Chordata, Lepidosauria, Squamata, Gekkonidae. The transcript is spliced from 25 exons. The record is from RefSeq and is a predicted model, not a curated record.